This is a messenger RNA of Hymenoscyphus albidus, 544 nucleotides long. The record is from the annotation of a GenBank genome assembly. Lineage: Eukaryota; Fungi; Ascomycota; Leotiomycetes; Helotiales; Helotiaceae.
AUGCUACAGGACCCCACACUCAAACCGCUGUUUUUUCUACGCUGCCGAGCUAACAAAGCCCCGAAGUUCUCCUGGCCUCUUUGCUAUGCGAAGAAUCCAGAUAAUCUUACCAUCUUCGAAAUAUUUCCCUCAUUUCGGUGGGUAUUCCCACAAGCUCCUCUCCUCCCAUGCGCCGCCUUUCCGCGGCUCCGCCUGAGAAGAAAACCCAAUGGCUCGACAUCUGGGACGUGGCAAGCAUCUCAGACUACGACGAUCACCAAGCCAUCGAUCAAAAAGACAGCGUUGCCUAUAUACAAACUUCCUUAGCCGCAGAAACUACGAUUCUGGAUAAUCGGUGGGGGAAAGUUGUUUUAGGGGGUCUUAGUCAGGGGGUAUUAGUCAGGGGGCUGUGACAAGUGGACACACGUUGUUGACUUUGGAUCUCCCACCUAGUUAGAGACUCGGUGCGGUUCUUGGGGUUUGUUGUAGAAUAUCGUUCCCUGGGAAAUCGGUGGUUAAGAUUAGGAAGGGUUUGAGUUUGAACGGGAUACUGGAGGCAGAUUGA